AUGGACGCUCACUGUGACGUUUCCAACAACAAUCUAUCCUCCAGUGGUCCCGCCCCCCACCAGGUCAAAACCCCGCCCCCUCCCCGGCGUUUCCGCCAGACGCCCGCUCAUGAUUGGCUGUUUGUACUAUUUACCUUUUCUCCGGAUGUCGCGUCACGCACUUCCAAGGUUUUCCACCCAGCUAUCACCAAGGCCUCCCCCGUUGUGAAGAAUUCCAUCACAAAGAAUCAAUGGCUCUUAACACCCAGCAGGGAAUAUGCCACCAAGACAAGAAUUGGGAUGCGCCGAGGGAAAACCACCCAAGAGCUCAAAGAAGCGGCAUUCGAGCCAUCAAUGGAAAAAGUAUAUAAAAUUGACCAGAUGGGAAGGUGGUUCGUUGCUGGAGGGGCUGCUGUUGGUCUUGGCACACUGUGUUACUAUGGCUUGGGAAUGUCUAAUGAGAUUGUAUGUGUCUUUCAGACAGUUGGUGCAACCCUUGUAGCCAUGAUUGGAGCUGGAAUGCUAGUACAGUCCAUAUCGUAUCACCAGAACAAGGGCCCGAAGCAUCUUGCUUGGUUGCUACAUUCUGGUGUGAUGGGUGCCGUGGUGGCUCCUCUGACAAUACUGGGGGGACCCCUUCUCAUAAGAGCUGCAUGGUACACCGCUGGCAUCGUCGGAGGCCUCUCCACUGUGGCCAUGUGUGCUCCCAGUGAGAAGUUUUUGAACAUGGGCGCACCACUGGGAGUGGGCCUGGGUCUUGUGUUUGUGUCUUCACUGGGGUCCAUGUUUCUAGCACCGAACACUGUGGCUGGUGCCACUCUGUACUCAGUGGCAAUGUAUGGUGGAUUAGUUCUUUUCAGUAUGUUCCUUCUAUAUGACACUCAGAAAGUAGUCAAACGUGCAGAGGGAACACCAUUGUAUGGACAGAACAGAUAUGAUCCAAUCAAUUCGAUGUUGGGAAUCUACAUGGAUACACUGAAUAUAUUUAUGCGCGUCGCAUCUAUGCUAGCAACUGGAGGUAACAGAAAGAAAUGAAGUGACAGCUUCUGACUCCUCCAGCACAUCAGAUGUCUUGCUGUUGAAUAGGGCAGAUAUUCAUUGCACAGUUUGGACAAGCAGCUUUCAUUGAAGUUUAGAAGAUAAGAACCUGUCAACAUGUUUGAAAUGUUCCAGUAAUGUGACCCUUCAGGUCUGCUUUUUCUUCUAGAGAAUAAAUUGAGUAGUACUCUUCUAGAUAAGAUAUAUUUUCAACUCUUAUAUAUAAAUAAUCCUAACAUUCUUUAACAAACAUGAAAACUAAGAUUUGUGUUAUGAGAAUUAA
Molecule: messenger RNA, 1300 nt
Organism: Dipodomys ordii (Ord's kangaroo rat)
Lineage: Eukaryota; Metazoa; Chordata; Mammalia; Rodentia; Heteromyidae
Gene: Ghitm
Product: growth hormone inducible transmembrane protein
Exons: 8
Coding region: 1-1014 (337 amino acids)
Cellular component (GO): mitochondrial inner membrane
Source: RefSeq, a predicted model, not a curated record